AUGAAGGAUGAAGCAGGUAUUUCGCUUAAGUCUAGUAGCGAUACUAGCCAAAGAAGUGGAAGCUCAGACAAUGAAGACGAGGGGAGCAGUGAGGUUGCGUCUACUGGUAGUCUGAAGCGUGAACAUGCAGAGUGCGACGACGGGCUGUACUGCGUUCAACCACUGAGGAAGUAUCACAAAAACGGGGGGGACCUGUUCGUGAGCUUUGAGUUAGAGGCGCCAGGAAAUGUUACCACUGAAGACGAGGAUGGCGAAGGACAUUCAGCAGUUGUGACGAUUAGCUCGCAGCACAUGUGGAAGCUAUACAAGCGCUUUUCUGAGAUCCUGCUGGUCGACUGUACGCACAAGACGAGCAUGUCAGCAUGA
This is a messenger RNA of Phytophthora infestans T30-4, 366 nucleotides long. RefSeq lists its product as uncharacterized. NCBI's taxonomy places the organism in Eukaryota, Oomycota, Peronosporomycetes, Peronosporales, Peronosporaceae. The transcript has 2 exons. The coding region runs from base 1 to 366 and encodes 121 amino acids. The record is from RefSeq and is a predicted model, not a curated record.